Messenger RNA from Triticum turgidum subsp. durum (durum wheat), 1671 nucleotides. The record is from the annotation of a GenBank genome assembly. Lineage: Eukaryota; Viridiplantae; Streptophyta; Magnoliopsida; Poales; Poaceae.
AUGCUCGAGGCAAAUGAGGAUGCCCAUGGCGACGGCGAGCAGUGCGACAAGGUUCAGAGUUCGGACGUGAUGAGUUUCUUCAGUGAAUAUGGAGAUGCAAGCAGAUACAAGAUUGAGGAAAUCAUCGGCAAAGGGAGUUAUGGGGUGGUAUGUUCAGCCAUCGACCGGCAGACCGGCGACAGGGUGGCCAUAAAGAAGGUGUCCAACAUCUUCGAGCACAUAACCGACGCCGCUCGGAUGCUCCGCGAGAUCAAGCUUCUCCGGCUUCUCAGGCACCCCGACAUCGUCCAGAUCAAGCACAUAAUGCUGCCUCCCUCCAGGAGGGACUACAAGGACAUAUUUGUUGUCUUUGAGCUCAUGGACACGGACCUCCACCAGGUUAUCAAGGCCAACGAUGACUUGACAAAGGAGCACUACCAGUUCUUUCUCUACCAGAUGCUCCGCGCGCUCAAAUACAUCCAUACUGCUAACGUUUAUCAUCGUGAUUUGAAGCCAAAAAACAUAUUGGCAAAUGCAAACUGCAAGCUCAAGAUAUGUGAUUUUGGACUAGCAAGAGUUGCAUUCAAUGACACCCCUACAACUGUUUUCUGGACGGACUAUGUUGCCACUAGGUGGUACAGAGCUCCGGAGCUCUGUGGUUCUUUCUUUACCAAGUAUUCACCGGCUAUUGAUACCUGGAGCAUUGGUUGCAUUUUUGCGGAGAUCUUGACAGGAAAGCCUUUGUUCCCUGGUAAAAAUGUGGUUCAGCAGUUGGAUAUGAUGACUGAUUUCUUAGGCUCGCCGUCGCCUGAGAUUAUUUCUCGGAUUCGAAAUGAAAAGGCAAGGAGGUACCUGAGCAGCAUGAGGAAGAAACUGCCAGUACCUUUUGCAGAGAAGUUCCCCAAGGCAGAUCCUGCAGCAGUCAAGCUCUUGCAAAAGCUUCUAGCAUUUGAUCCAAAGGACCGACCGACUGCUGAAGAGGCGUUGGCUGAUCCCUAUUUCAACGGCCUCGCGAAAGUGGAGAGAGAACCAUCAUGCCAACCGAUUUCGAAAAUGGAGUUUGAGUUUGAACGCAGAAAGUUUACCAGAGAGGACAUCAAGGAACUUAUAUUCAGGGAGAUAUUGGAGUACCACCCUCAGCUUCUCAAGGACUACACCAACGGCUCUGAAAAAACAAACUUUCUAUAUCCUAGUGCCGUGGACAACUUCCGGAGGCAAUUUGCGAACUUGGAGGAAGAUGGAGGAAAAGGCGGGGCACCCGAGAGGAAGCAUGUUUCUCUGCCGAGGACUACAACAGUUCACUCUACCCCAGUUCCUACAACAAAUGGUCCGGCCUACCAAGCUCCUCAAAGGAUUCCAACAGCUAGACCAGGCCGAGUGAUUGCCUCAGCGACACCGACCAAGAACGCGGCCUUCGCCGACCGACAAACGGGCCGAAGGAUGGCGAGGGACCCCGCGGCUCCCCCAGCAGCAGCGGCUGCCGGCUACCACCAGAGGCCGGACUGCUCCGACAGGCAACAGGAGGUGGAGAAGGACCGCGCGCACUACAGGCCGGCGCACCAUUUCAGGGACGCCAGGGUGGCGCCCGAGGCCGAGGCGCGGCCCUCGGCGUACCACAUUCCCCCGUUCAACGGCAUCGCCGCGGUCGCCGGCGGGUACAGCAAGGUCGGCGUGGCAGGAAGGAUGUACUAG